AGGCAGUGCAGUGCAGCUAGAAGAAACAUGGUGCUGAAGUGUACACUAUCAGUAUUGAUUUUAAGUUUAAUGUUUACCCUUGCUCCCGGACAGCUGUUGGACAAUCGGUGCUAUCUGGACGGUGGUGGAUCGGCAGUUAACUUCUUCGCCAACGAGGACAUUACCGUCGGAGCGGUGGUAGGCAGUUUGCGUGUGUUAGGUGACCCUGGAAAGGACAUUGUGCUGACGCUUCGAGAGAAGGAUUCACCCGUUUACAUAGCGCCCGGUACGAAGGAUCUAAUAGUGGCCAAACCGUUGGAUAAAGAAGGGCUUAUUGGGCCAUCGGCGGUGUUUGUGAACGUGAUUUGUGAGCGCAAGUUUUCCGAUGAGGCGGGCAUUAUAAUUCCAGUUAAUAUACGGGUGACGGACGUGAAUGAUAAUGCGCCGAUGUGGAUUGGUGCACCGUACAAGUUGAACCUUUCGGAAGUGACCGUCAUUGGAACGAGGAUUCUGCAAGGCAUCCGGGCACACGAUCUUGAUCAACCUGGACCGUACUCGACCGUCGAGUACCAAACACUCCCAGGACCGUACUCCGAUUAUGUGGCCUUCGUAACACCGCUCGAGGGUACGCUAGUGCUGAAAAAGUACAUCGAUUACGAGUCGGUACAAAACUUUACGGUAAAAAUACGCGCCCAAGACCAGGGCAAACCACCGAAGUACUCGGACACGUUUGUAACUAUCCGUGUGCUCGAUUCGGACGAUCAGAAUCCAAAGUUCGAUCGUGAUGUGUACUAUGGCCAGCUGCUCACGGAGCAAGGUGACAUUAAAGUUAGUCCCGAAGCAAUUCGCGCGGAAGAUCAGGAUCGUGGCAUACGGGCCGAUAUGCGGUACUCGAUCGUAUCGUCGAAUGGAUCGGAAGAUGAGAUCAGCUUUGAGAUACAUCCAAACACGGGCAAUAUGCGUCAGACGCGUGCGCUACCACCAGGACAAGCACGCCAAUCGCGCACAAUCGUUGUUAAAGCGACUCAGGUGGACAAUCCCGAUCGUUACGCACUGACCACGGUGAUUUUGUCACCUCCGAAGGGUUUCGAAACGUCUCUGAGCGUCCUCAGCGUUCAGCCACCGGUUGGUGGAGCAGAAUUUGUGCGCGGGACGUUCUACGCUACGGUAAGGGAGGACGCCAAACCUGGUACGAAAGUGUCCCAGCUAACAAACCAAGCUGGCGAACAGCUACGAUACGGUAUUGUUGGAUCACCGCUAGCUCAGGAACAGUUUCGUGUUGGCCCGAGUGGAGAAAUCAUUCUAGCGAAACCACUCAACUAUCGACGCGUUCCACAGUACACCUUUGCGAUCGAAACAAGCGUACCGGGCGCGGACCGCAACACCAGCACAACGGUGGUGAUCGAUGUGCUGCCAGCAAACAUGUGGGAACCUCGGUUCCGGAAGCCGUUCUACUCGUUCGCGAUCGAGAAUCCACUGCACGCACAGCAGCUUCCGAUGCUGGUGGGACGCAUCGAGGCGGCUGAUGGCGAUCGUACGGAUGAGCUGUCCUUCGUGUUGAAGGGCAACUACAGCAAUCUGUUCCGUGUUGAUCCGUACGGUAAUCUGUGGCUAGUGUCGAAUCGGACCGAUCUUCCGGUAGCGAUGCGGUUGCUUGCAACCGUAACUGAUACGGGAACACCACCGAAAUCCGCUACCGUACCAGUAGUUGUGAAGCUAAAGCCGGAAACCGCUUCCCUAACUUCAAAUCUACUCAUCGUGAACAUCGUUGUGGCGUGCGCCCUCGGGCUGCUUCUUAUUGGUGGUUUCGUACGGUGUGUUUAUCGACGCCGCAAGCGAAAAGUGUCGUCGGCGGAACAAAUUGUUGGACAUGGUGCUGGCGUUGUGCCACCGUUAAAGCACGGUGUCGAUUCUAGCCGGUUUCUAUUGCAACGCGCGGAACAACGGAUGCACACGAAUGUACGGUUGACGGAUUGUGCCGCCUCAUCAACGCUGGGCAGCGAGAAUCAGGACUUUAUCGACCAUGAAGGAGAAAACCCAAGACGCUCGCAGAUACACAACACGAGGGCGCUCGAACGGGAGGAACUUGGCGGACAGAAUCUAAACCAUCUGCUGCUGCAAUGGCAGGAAAAGUACGACGAAAAGAACAACGGGACAGAGGACAUGUCCAUCGACGACAAGUUGAUCGUGUACUUCUAAAGGAUACCAAAGC
Molecule: messenger RNA, 2191 nt
Organism: Anopheles maculipalpis
Lineage: Eukaryota; Metazoa; Arthropoda; Insecta; Diptera; Culicidae
Gene: Cad96Cb
Product: protein dachsous
Exons: 6
Coding region: 28-2178 (716 amino acids)
Biological process (GO): homophilic cell-cell adhesion
Cellular component (GO): plasma membrane
Molecular function (GO): calcium ion binding
Source: RefSeq, a predicted model, not a curated record